AUGGUUACAGUGAAGGAGAUGAAAGACCUUUUUAAGAAAGAAUUAACGCCAAUCAACAAUACUCUCCAGCAAUUAAGCUCUAAUUUUGAUGGCUUAAAAGAUUCGGUCAAGUUUCUCUCAGACAAAUACGACGAUUUACUUCGCGAACUGCACUCAAUGAACGAGAAACAUGAUUUGCAAAGCAAGAAUUUAAAGAAAGCUAGAGAAGAACUAAACGAGGCAAAACAACGUGCCGCAGAAGCAAAACAACAAGUCGAAGAACUUGCACAAUAUAUAAGGCGUGACUGUGUGGAAAUCGCUGGAAUUCAACCUACAAGGGACCUAUCAUGUGAAGCAAUAGUGAAUUCAAUUGGCGAAACAAUUGGAGUUCCCAUUACAGCCGACGACAUAUCAAUCGCGCAUCCAAUACCAUCGUAUAAUCAAUCUGCAGCGCCUAAAUUAAUUGUAAAAUUCACUCGAAGACAAGUACGGAAUAAGUUUUAUCAAGCCCGUAAGAAGCUUGCCUCUAAGAAAGCGAAAGAUCUUCCUCGACUUGAUCUCGAGUCCGAUGCACGGGUAUACAUUUCUGAAUCUCUGACCCCUUACAAGAAGAACUUAUUUGGUCAGGUCAAUAAACUCAAGAAGCGAUUGAAAUGGAAAUACAUUUGGACAUAUAAUGGACGGAUUUACCUCAAGCAAGACGAGAACAAUGUCGUGCAUACUUUCGACACGCUGGAAGACUUCGAUAAAUUCCAAUCAAGGAAUCACUCAACUAACAACUAA
Molecule: messenger RNA, 762 nt
Organism: Paramuricea clavata
Lineage: Eukaryota; Metazoa; Cnidaria; Anthozoa; Malacalcyonacea; Plexauridae
Source: the annotation of a GenBank genome assembly